Pestalotiopsis fici W106-1 is the source of this 1407-nucleotide messenger RNA. RefSeq lists its product as uncharacterized. The transcript is spliced from 2 exons. Gene Ontology annotation, molecular function: protein binding. Bases 1 to 1407 code for a protein of 468 amino acids. NCBI's taxonomy places the organism in Eukaryota, Fungi, Ascomycota, Sordariomycetes, Amphisphaeriales, Sporocadaceae. The record is from RefSeq and is a predicted model, not a curated record.
AUGGAUCUCAGUAAGAUACUCGCCGCAGGUCCCAUCACCCCGCUGGAGGCUACACUGCUUGGUCGCGACCCCUCUUCGGCGUCGUCCACUCAACAGGAGCAAACCCCUUCGACGACAUCAGAGCCCAUGGGAGCACAGAAGCUGCCCGAUCACAUCUUCUACCUGAUUGCCAAGAACUAUAUUCAUCACCCUACUGACCUUUUCCACCUGGCCGUUACCAACAAGAGCAUGUGGGCAUGGCUCAAGAUCGAAUUGUACAAGACCGAAGUCCUCUUCACCAAAGAGCAGGAACGACAAGAGCUCAUCCUGGAUCCAUAUGAAUGUGAAACGAGCAUUGACUCGAUCCUGGAUACUCAUUUGAGUAGCGUCCCGUCGGCCGCGGAUCGCCUUGAGAUGUUCGAUGCGCGACCCAAUUUGCAGGGAGGUCGACCAGCUCUUCACUCCGCCGUCCGCAGUAACAAGAUCCCUCUCGCCCAGAAACUCAUUGCGGCAAGCGUCAAACAUUGGUUUGAAUAUAUCAACGUGAAGUACCUCAAAUUCACGGCUCUGGCUCGAGCCGUUUGGCGCCGCCACGACGAAAUGGUCGAGCUCUUGGUCCAGGCCGGCUGCUUUGUAGAUUCCUGGCACCCAGAGCUCAAGGGCCUCCGACGAAAGGUCCAUGAUGGCUAUGAGCUCGUCCCGGGCGUCGCUCUGACUUCGAAAACCUUCAACACCGAAUUCUGCCUACUUUACUCACCUCUAUGUAUGGCCAUAGCUAUGGGCCGUCGGGAACAAGCACUCUUGCUUGCACAGCACAGCAACGAUGGCGGUUGGUCUUGGGACAGUGGCUGCCAGGAACCCCUUCAUCUCGCCGCAUUCGCAGGUAUGAAGGCCGUGGUGAUAACUUUGCUGGAGCGCGGGUACACAGACGUGGUAGAGAGCUCACUCUACCUAGAUGCAGACCCGCUCUAUAUGGCCGCAGUCGGUGUUGAUGACAACAGAGACGUCAUGGAGCUAUUCAUUGCCGAUAAGGCCGACUGGGAGAUCGCGGAGGCCUGGAACGCGGCUAUCAGAGAACACGCGCCCAAGAAUGCCUUAAUGCUGCUGCAGUACAGCUUUGACCAGCAUCAACGCAAUGGUCGACAACUCAAGGGCCUACACGACGACGCUGUGAAUUGUCUGGAAUCUGACACGUCACUGCCGGUACUGCAGUGGAUUCUCCAAAAUGACGAGGCGCUUGAGACCCGGAUGCGCGUCGGUGCCGCCUGCCAGAAUCUCCUGGAACAAGGCCGCGGAGUCCCCUCGGCGACUUUGGCCUACCUCCGCAGACAUAAUAUCGCGGAGCCCGCGCGACCCAGGACUGUCGUUUACGAGGCUUUGCCGCACAAUGCUCCAGGACCACGGCCCGAGGCAGAGCGAGAUGCAUAA